Messenger RNA from Armigeres subalbatus, 1188 nucleotides. RefSeq names its product zinc finger protein 12-like. Gene Ontology annotation, cellular component: nucleus. The record is from RefSeq and is a predicted model, not a curated record. Gene Ontology annotation, biological process: regulation of transcription by RNA polymerase II. The transcript is spliced from 3 exons. Lineage: Eukaryota; Metazoa; Arthropoda; Insecta; Diptera; Culicidae. Bases 127 to 1104 code for a protein of 325 amino acids. Gene Ontology annotation, molecular function: DNA-binding transcription factor activity, RNA polymerase II-specific; zinc ion binding.
UACAAAACAAUAACAAACGAACCUAACAAACUGAUUACUACUUGAGUAUUUCAGAAAAAGAACCAGAAUAUUAAAAAUCUUGAAUGCCAAUACUAUUAUUUGUAACUCAGUAAUUUAUAACUUAUUAUGGCAGAAUAUGACGGCAAGUAUUUAUUGGAAAACUUUAACCACAUUUGUCGGUUCUGUUUGUCGGAAGACAACUGUGUUGAAAUCCUUGACGAUGGGAUGGUCAAUACAGCGUUGGAAAAAGCCAUUGAUUUCAUAGUUUCUAAGGUCGAUGAAAAUGACGGUCUUCCAAACAAAAUUUGCCAGAAAUGUGUCAAAUGUGUUGUGGAAUUUGCGGAGCUUGAACAACGGUGCCAGGAAGCAUAUGAAGUACUCAUAAAAGUAUCAGAACAAGCAGUCGAAUCACAGGACUGUGACCAAAUAUUGCGUGAAGAUGAUCUUGAGGAAGACGGAAUAACGGUGGAAGCAUUGGAAAUGGAUGAUGACAAUGAUGAAUCUCUUGGUGACAUAAUUGACAUAGGUAAGGAAGAGUUAAUCGAACCCGAUACCGUUGAAGAACCGGAAGCCCUUCGAUCGCAAACCCAGAGAAAGGUCAAAGUAUGUCCCAUAUGCGGAAAAAGCGUUUCUCAACUCAGCAAGCACCUGCCAAUGCAUUCCGAUGUGAAACGGCACGUUUGUUCUUUUUGCUCUAAGCAAUUUGCCCACGAUACCACUCUCAGGAAGCACAUCAAUUCGAUUCAUCUGAAGCUGAAAAAAUAUCAGUGCAAGCAAUGCCAGGAAUCAUUUACGGAUCCCAGCUCGCUACGGUAUCACAAUACGACGAAACACCAAAAUACUAAGAAUUUCACCUGCACUAUCUGUAAUAAAUCCUACUUCACGUCGACGGGACUCCAGCAGCACAACAGUUUGAACCACGAGCAACGGAAGUACAAAUGUUAUGAAUGCGGGAAAAUGUUCGCCAUGAAAUAUCAUUUGAAGGAGCAUGAAAAAACUCACUCUGAUAUUCGACCUUAUGCCUGCAACGUGUGUGAUAGAACUUUCAAGCGUCCCAAGAAUUUGAAGGAACAUCUAUCUGUGCACAAAGACGAAGAUGUUUAAUUCGGGCAUAGGUAUUAAAAAUUAAUUCUGCCCUUGCAUAGAAAUAUAUAAAUACCGAAUUUCUAAAACAUGAAAUAGAGUUUU